AUGACCAUGCUCGAGGCCCAAUUACAAAGUUCAGGCAAAUCAACUGAAUUCACUUCAACUUUCCUCAUCCAUACAUGGGUCCAAAACAAUGUCAAAAACUAUGGCAAUGUCAAAUUCAGGUACAUCGCGGUUGGGAAUGAAGUCGAUCCAUCAAAUCCCAACACAGCGCCAUUUCUUCUCCCCGCCAUGCGAAACGUGCGCACCGCUAUUGUUGCAGCUGGCCUUGGGAACCAAAUCAAAGUUUCCACUGCCAUCCUCACUGGAUUACUUGGAAAUUCCUUUCCUCCAUCAAAAGGCUCUUUUAAGCCUGAAAUUCGAUCGUUUCUUGACCCAAUCAUUGGUUUCUUGAAGAACAAUGGUGCCCCAUUGCUCCUUAACUUGUACCCGUAUUUCAGUUAUGCAGGCAACACCAAAGACAUUCGUCUUGAUUACGCUCUAUUCACAGCUCCCUCGGUUGUGGUGACGGAUGGCUCACUUGGGUACAGAAAUCUGUUUGAUGCUAUGUUGGAUGCUGUUUACUCGGCGCUUGAGAAUGCGGGUGGUGGCUCUUUGGAGAUUGUUGUGUCUGAGAGUGGAUGGCCUACAGCUGGUGGAACUGCUACAUCAAUUGAUAAUGCAAGGACCUACAAUAACAAUUUGAUUCAACAUGUGAAAGAAGGGACACCGAAAAAGGCUGGAAAGGGCUAUAGAGACUUACAUUUUUGCUAUUUUUGA
This is a messenger RNA of Camellia sinensis, 714 nucleotides long. NCBI's taxonomy places the organism in Eukaryota, Viridiplantae, Streptophyta, Magnoliopsida, Ericales, Theaceae. The record is from RefSeq and is a predicted model, not a curated record.